AUGGUCAAAUAUAUAGAAAAGAGCGUUUCUCGGAGUGUGGAUGAGAUUUAUGAGCGUCUCUUCCGAAUCGGUAGCGCAAAGCCAUUCCCGGAAACUACGGAAGCCGUCAAAGAGUAUUGCUCUGAAAUCGAUACUGAAUCUGCCAGUGACAUAGCUACGUUCAAUACGUUUUACUCGACACUAAACGCUAAGGCCAAAGAGGUGGUGGUCGCUAACAAUCUAAAGAUUCAAUCUCUGGGCAAAGUAUUUUGCCUGGUGAACGAUCCAGUUAAACUUGCCCAAUCACUUAAUGCCAAAUUAAACAAAGUAAAAUUGUUGAGAGAAAAUGCUCUGGGUACGUUGGCUCAUCUGGUUGAUACAGGAGAGUCAAAAAUGGACCAAGUGCUCUGCACGGUGAAAGUUUAUACGGAUGAGAUGAUUAAUGCUUACGCUGAGAGCGAUAACAGCACUCGAGAGUAUGUCUUUAAGAUGAUGUCACGGCUCAGACACGCGUUGGAAACGGCGGCCAAAAUAUCGGUUAAAGCGGCCGAUAAGUGCGAUAUUAGUGAUGGCAAUAAACACGUGGUCAAACACCAAUCGUUUAUUUUACCCAUGCUUAUUGCUUUUAAUAAAUUUAUAGACACGGAUUCGACGGACGAAAUGAUGGACGAGUAUUACUACAAACAAUUUAUGUUAGGAAACGGAAAGCCAUUGCCGGACACCGACGACUCCAUUAAAGAAUACUGUUAUAGCAUAGACUCUUCGUCAAUACUAUCGACGAGAACCACAUUUUCUUCAUUACUGAACGCCAAAACACAAUCCGUGUAUUUAAAGCUAAAUCGAAAGGAAAUUAUGGACAACACAUUGAGCCUGUUUUGCAAAUACCCCGAUCAGGUGACACUCGCCCGACUCAUUAACAGCCGAUUGAGCGAGGCCAAACGACUUCAGGACAACGCCGUCGGUCAUUUGGUAGACUUGACCAAUAACGGCGAAACUAAAUUGUCCCUAGUGCUCUGCAUAAUUAACACUUACGCCAAUCAAAUGGUGAAUUUGUUUGAAAAUAAAGACGCGCGAGAGUUUGUCCGCAAACAGAUGAAUAUCUAUCGGGAAGUGUUGAACGAGAUCGAGAAAUUGACCAACAGGUUGGCUGACAAACAGUGUACCGGUAGUGAGUUGGCCGACGGUCACAAAUUAUUGGCCGGACAACACCAAUAUCUAUCAUUUAUGGUCCCAAUGUAUAAAGCGCUCAAUAAAUAUAUGAAUGAA
Molecule: messenger RNA, 1245 nt
Organism: Medioppia subpectinata
Lineage: Eukaryota; Metazoa; Arthropoda; Arachnida; Sarcoptiformes; Oppiidae
Source: the annotation of a GenBank genome assembly